Astyanax mexicanus (Mexican tetra) is the source of this 3155-nucleotide messenger RNA. Its product is annotated as ankycorbin-like. The transcript has 2 exons. Gene Ontology annotation, molecular function: protein binding. NCBI's taxonomy places the organism in Eukaryota, Metazoa, Chordata, Actinopteri, Characiformes, Acestrorhamphidae. The record is from RefSeq and is a predicted model, not a curated record. The coding region runs from base 124 to 1902 and encodes 592 amino acids.
AAUGGAGAGAGAAGAACCCUGAGAGGAUUCACCACCAUCACCACCAUCAUCACUGUCAUCACCAUCACCACCAUCAUCACUAUCAUCACUGUUAUCACUGUUAUCAUCAGAUCAGUUGUAAAUAUGAGUCUCCAUAAAGCCGUACUGAAGGGGGAUUUUCUGGAGGUGAGGAGACUGGUGGAGUCCGGGGUGGAGGUGAACGGACGCGACGCCGGAGGCCGAACUGCGCUGAUGCUCUGCUGCCUCCAUGAUGGAGAGGACCGGGCGAGGGGAGUGGCCAGAACCCUGCUGAUGCAUGGCGGUCGCGUCGGGCUGAGCGACGGCUCGGGACGCUCGGCUCUUAUUUACGCGGUUCUGUACGAGCGCGUCGGUCUGGUCCAGAUGUUUCUUCAGGCUCUGGACUACGACCUUACCGCUCAUGACCGAACGGGUCGAACAACGCUGGACUAUGCUAAUCAGACCCGGAACCGGACCAUAAUGGAUCUGGUGCUGCAGGUCAUGAGGAGGUACGGUUUAACAUCCCAGAACUCCUGCACUCAGAAUCCUCAAACAACUGACCAAAAAAUACAGGAACCACAGGAACCACAACACCAACCAUCUACCAAAGCUUUACUGAAGACAAAGGACAGUAAGACUGAGGUACCAAGUGGAGAUGAAAGCUCUCUUUCAAUCCAAAAUCCAGAACCAGGCCCAAAUAGUGUGUUUAGAAACCCUCUUCCAUACAGAACAUUGCCCAAAAAGCUUUGGAAAAUCAAAGAAAACGUUCACCAAAGAAAGCACCAAGGUCCACAAACGGUUUCUAAGUCCACCAGCAGUAAGAAGGAGACAGAAAGUGGAGAAGAAAGCUCUACUUCAGCCCGAAAUCCAGAACCAGACCAAUAUGGUGUCUUUACAAACCCACUUCCAUACAAAACCCUCUCGGAAAAGAAGCGAAUGAGCCAAGAAACCAUUGAAAGAACACUGGGUCCAAAGCGACAACCAGCUUCAAAAGAUGCACCAAAGAAAGACACCAGUAAGCAGGAGCUUUCUCCUCCAGUCCAAAAUCCAGAACCAGGCCAAUAUGGUGAGUUUACAACCCGACUUCCAUACAGAACGUUGUCCAAAAAUCUCUGGAAAAGCCGAGAAACUAUUCAAAGAACACUGGCUGUACAACACCAAACAAAUCCCAAAUUAAUGUCCAAAGUUCAAGGUUUUCCUCACAUCCAGAAUCCAGAACCAGGCCAAGAAACAGUUCAAAGAAAAUUGGAACCACAACACCAACCAGCUUUCAGAGGUGCGUCCAAAGUGGCUUUUAAAGUGGUGUUAGAGAAGGUUCAAGAUAAAACAGAAAUAAAAAGUGGAGAUGAAAGCUCUCCUUCAGUCCAGAACCCAGAACCAGACAUGUCCAAAAACUUACAGCCACGGACAACCACCUCAAAAAACAUAAACCGGGAGUCUCUCCAAAGAAAUCUAGAACCCAAAGACCUUCAGAGAUCAGUAAAUGCUAAUGAGAGAACUACACAUGGACGCUCUCCUCCACUCACCCCGAGAAACUGGAGACUGGACUUCAGGGUUCUAAUGGAGACCCUCCAGGUCCAGAACAGCCCCUCCUACAGGCCUAAAGCCCAGCCCCGACCUCCAGCUCCGAGGCGCCGCCGGCGCCGGUUCCCUGGGGCCGAGAGGUCUCCGGUUCUGGGCCGGAAGAAGAGCAGGAAGAUGUCUCUCGGGGCUCUGGAUGAGUCCCUGCAGGUGGAGAAGAUGAUGAGAACCUGCAGGAGGCGCUGUACCCUGGCAGCCAUCCCUGUGAUCCGGCCAACGAAGGGCAGGAGCACCAGAGUUACUGCUCAGGAAAACUUCAGAAUGGGCGGAGAACAGAAACCCAGAAAAACUGCUGGAGAAAUCAAUCUCUAUAAAAUGAAAUAAAAUAAACAAAUGAGCAUCCACACCAUAGUUUUACCCCCAGCUUUAGCUUUAGCUUUAGGUUAGGAUUUGAGCUAUAAAGCUAAAUUAUCUACUAACCAAAACAAGCUGUAACCCCCAAAUAACACUGGUGCUAUGAUGCUAAUGUAGCUAACAAGUAAUGGAAGCCUAUACACCACCAAUUAGCAUUAAAGCUAAUAUAUUAUAAAUGAAAGUUUGGAAUACACGUCGGAAAAUUCUAGAAGGUUCUUUACCUGCAGGGAACUCGGGGAAAUGUUCAAGCCUAAAAAUGCCCCACUGUAAGAAAAACAUACAAUGUAUUGUUCCAAGCAAUGUAAUUCCGUAUAGGCCAUUCAUCCUGCAAAAUUGCCUAUUUCUACGGCAAAAGCUGUAGGAGAAGUAGCAUUUAACAAAAAGGGGGAAUGAGAAUAAUAAUAAUUUUAAGUUAGUUGGCUUGGAAAGGUGCAAGUUCUAUGAAUAUACCGAUUAUCACGGUUCUAGCUUUGUAGAGCUGUUUGAAAUUUUUGACAAAAGUUUGCGAACACUUUUAGUUUGGGACUUCUUUAGAUUAGCAUUGAAGUUAUAAACCUAAUGUUUUUUACAAUUAAUAAAAGCUUAAUUUCUAAAGGGUUUAAUGAAAAUACACAUCAUCUCAAUCAAACUUUGACUGGGCCAAUCCAAAACUUUCAUUUUUAUUUAUUUAUGUUUUGAGCCAUUCUGAGGUGGAUCUGCUAGUGUGCUUCGGGUCAUUGUCAUGCUGCAGAACCCAAGUACACCUGAGCUUAAUGUCACAAACUGAUGGCUGGAUGUUCUCCUUCAGUUUUCCUUCAGUUUUUAAUGAGAGACAGCUGGAUUCAUGGUUCCCAUGGAUCCCAGGCCUUCACACUACCACCACCAUGUUUGACUUUUAGUUUGAUGUUCUUUUUCUGAAAUUCUGUGUUAGUUUUAAGUCAGAUGUAAUAUAAACAGUUCCACUUAUGCCUUGUCAGUCCACAAUUUUUUUCCCUAAAGUCCUGGGGAUCAUCAAUCAAUUACUUCAGGUUCAGGUUGGUUUGGAUAUAUUUAUUCCCUUAAUAAAUUAAAAACGGCUUUUUAUAUUUACUCAGGUUAUAUUUGUCUGACCCUUUGUUUAUAAUCUGAAAAAUGAAAGAAUGACAAAAUGCAAGAACAAAUGUAAUCUGUAAGGGGGCAAAUACAUUUUCAUGGCACUGUAUAAAUAUAUUUUUAAUAAUUAUUUAUUUGAUAUCUAUAAUUUC